GGUUUGUCUCCCGGAUGUAGUGACUACCGGUUGGCACGCUGUGCUGUCUCGUGCUUGGUGAUGCCGGGGGAUAGUCGGCGUGUGCGGGGCCCGGAGGACGGCUCUCAGAGCCCGGCGCUGUACGCUGUGAAGGAGGAAGGGAGGGGGGCUGCGGGUUGGUCGGGGCCCGGCGGAGCAGCGCGGGGUCUUUGUUCGGGCCGGUUUCCUGAGCCAGGCGGUGGGCUCAGCCUAUGUGGAGGUGGCGGAGGGCAGUAAGGUGCUGAGUGGAGUGUGGUGGGGGUCCGGAGAGGGCCGGCUGAACUGUGACCUGCGCUGGGCCCGUUUCUCCUCCCCCUCAGCGGGCACACAGCGGAGGGGCGGCGGGGCUCUUCUACUGCAGCAGAGUCUGGAGGCCGCGGUGCGGAUGGACCGAUACCCCCGGGCCGAGCUCGUGGUGUCUGUGCUGGUCCUGGAGGAUCGGGGCUCCGCACUGUCUCUGGCCAUCACCUCUGCCGCACUGGCCCUGGCCGAUGCCGGCAUAGAGAUGUACGACCUGGUGGUCGGGGCCGCCGCCUCCAGGGGAGACAACGGGGACAUUGUGCUGGACCCCACCGAGGGCGAGGAGGAUUCCGCCGCCAAUAUGUGCCUCGCCAUCAUGCCCACCCUCAACCAGGUUUCAGGUCUCCUCUGCACUGGAGAAUGGGAAGGAGACAGCCCAGUGGAAGCCAUGAAACUUUGUAUGGAGGGAUGUCAGCGUCUCUACCCAGUGCUACAGCAAAGCCUCCUCAAAUCUACUAAGAAAAAAGUUCCGGCACCAGUGCCUGAUGCCAGCUAG
Molecule: messenger RNA, 814 nt
Organism: Staurois parvus
Lineage: Eukaryota; Metazoa; Chordata; Amphibia; Anura; Ranidae
Source: the annotation of a GenBank genome assembly